Messenger RNA from Apodemus sylvaticus (European woodmouse), 1658 nucleotides. It is a transcript of the gene Polr1g, whose product is annotated as RNA polymerase I subunit G. Gene Ontology annotation, biological process: transcription by RNA polymerase I. NCBI's taxonomy places the organism in Eukaryota, Metazoa, Chordata, Mammalia, Rodentia, Muridae. The coding region runs from base 69 to 1388 and encodes 439 amino acids. The record is from RefSeq and is a predicted model, not a curated record. The transcript is spliced from 3 exons.
UCCACCCCCGGGGUCCACGUGGUGGCCGAGUUCCGCGCGGGUCCCGCGUGGGCUCCUCCAGAGGUGGAAUGGAGGGCGCCCCGGGCUGCGGUGCCACUCGGUUCUCCUGCCCUCCGCACUUCACGGCGACGUCUCCAGACUCGGAUCCCCCUCGUUUCUCCUUGGAGGCGCUCACAGGUCCCGAUACAGAACUGUGGCUUAUCCGAGCCCCUGCAGACUUCGCCCCUCAGUGCCUCAAUGGGCGGCGUGUGCCUCUCUCUGGCUCCAAGACUGUCAAGGGCAAACUGGACGGCAAGAAGCACCGAUACCGGGUCUUUCCCAGCAGUCCCCAGGCCGGAGAAGCCACCUUGCUCGCAUCUUCAAUGGAGGCAGGUGGCAGACUCACCUGCGCCCCGGCGCCCCACGGGAGCUUAAGGAUCAUGGAGGGUCCUCAAGAAUACGUUAUCUCUCGGGUUCCCCUGCGGCCCAUCCCCACGAGUCUGCCCCCUCAGAUCCCUGCUGGCCUGCGGCCUCGCUUCUCGGCCUUUGGAGGCAGCCCUCCAGUCACGGGGCCGGGGUCAGCCUCGGGUCUGAGGUCACCCUCUUCAGGGAAGAGGAAAAAGAGGAGGAAGGAUGCGGAGGCCGCAGACACUCAGGAGGCUGUGAACGGGCACGGGGCCAUGGACGUGGAGGCAGCCUCGGGUAACCUAGGAAUGGAUGUGAAGAAGAAGAAGAAGAGGCAUCCUGUGGGGGAUGGGGAGAUGGAGGCUGCAGCAAUGGAGCCGGCGGCAGAACUGCCAGUCCCACCCGCCAUCAGCAGCUGGAAGAAGUCCAAGGAGGCCGAGCCACUGCAGGUGGAAGAGGAAGAGCAUUUGGGGCGCGCAGAGCCCACGGCUCAGGCAGAGCCUCCUGAGGAGACCUUCCCGGCCUCUACCAGGAAGAGAAAAAGGCAGAGGGAGGCUGAAGGGACAGAGAGGGUGGGCAGCGCCGCGGCUGGCACUCAGCCACAAGUCGCUGUGCAGCCCCACGAGGAAGCCGUCCUGUUGUCCCCUACCAAGAAGAGGAGAAAAGCAAAGAAUUCAGCAAUGGAGGCAGAGGCGGAGCUCCCAGGAGCGGAGACCCAACCGUCAGAACACGCGCUUCAGGCUGAGGUGGCUCCUCUGUCCCCCAAGAAGACGAAGAAGAGAAAGGGAAAGCGGGUGGACGAGGCACUUGCCUUGGCCACAGAGGUGACAGAGGCUGCAAAAGCAACCGAGCCCAGGCCUGAGGUGACCGACCCACAGCUGGAGGAACCAGAGCCCAGAGCCAGUCCAAGAUCCCCCAAGAAGAAGAAGAAGAAAAAGAAGGAUCAGGAAAGUGAGGUGCAAGACACCGGUGUCUCCCGCGGGACAGGACAGGAGAAGCCAUAAUGACACCCUGGGGGAGGGGAAGGAGGGGGAGGGGAGGAACUUGCAGGGCUGAGGUCAGAACCCAGCUGUAGAGCUGCUCCCUGUCCCCCAGCAAACAUGCACAGCAGAGCCUGGACUUGGAAAAUGCUUUAUUGUGACCCUGGGCCUCCGGGCAGGUCAUCGAGGUCCUUUGAGGAAGGGUUCGUGUAGUACUUCAAAGAGCCUGCGGGCCUGCAUAUGCGGGAAGGGACCACGUCAUUAAAGAUGCCUGCUGAGCGCCUGCUGUCUGGA